Penicillium canescens is the source of this 876-nucleotide messenger RNA. RefSeq names its product pre-mRNA-splicing factor SYF2. The record is from RefSeq and is a predicted model, not a curated record. Gene Ontology annotation, cellular component: catalytic step 2 spliceosome; post-mRNA release spliceosomal complex; Prp19 complex. The coding region runs from base 1 to 876 and encodes 291 amino acids. The transcript has 3 exons. Lineage: Eukaryota; Fungi; Ascomycota; Eurotiomycetes; Eurotiales; Aspergillaceae.
AUGGUUCAAACAAGAAAUGCGGAGAAGUCCGCAAAGGACGAGGCGGGCGAAGAACAGAUUGAAAAACCGAUUAAGAAUACUUCAGACACCCCCGAUACAAGCUCUGAAAACAAAGCCGAAAGCAAAGCGGAUGAUGGUGCCUCAAAGUCGCGCGACAGAAUGGAAAGGUUCAAAGCUCUGCAAGCUCGAGCAAAAUCCGCUACCGAACGCAACUUAAAAGAAACCGCCGCCGAGUCUCAGCGUCUGACCACGGAUCCGGCACUGCUCAACACAUUGUCCCGCAAGCAUGCAUUUGCUUCACACAACCUCCUCAAAGCGGACACAGAAGCGGCAGGAGAAGACUUUGAACGUAAGCGUGCAUGGGACUGGACAGUUGAUGAAUCCGAGAAGUGGGAUAAGCGUAUGGCAAAGAAACAGCGCCACCGUGACGAUGUGGCAUUCAAGGAUUACACACAGGAUGCGCGCAAGGUGUACAAGAGGCAGAUGAGGGAACUGCAGCCCAACUUGGACUCAUACGAAAAGGACAAGAUGGCUGCGAUUGAGAAGGCCGCGGCUAACGGUGAUCUUGAGAUUGUGGAGACGGAGGAUGGAGAAAUGAUCGCAGUCGACAAGAACGGCAGCUUCUAUUCCACCGCGGAUUCUACUGGCUUCACAGACAGCAAGCCGGAUCGUGCCGCUGUUGACAGGCUGGUGAAUGAUCUGCAGAAGGCUGAGGAGGCUCGUCUCAAGAAGCGCAAGGAGCGUCGCGGCGAUGAUGAUUCUGAUGUGACAUACAUCAACGAGAAGAACAAGCAGUUCAACAUGAAGCUGGCUCGUUUCUAUAACAAGUACACUACCGAGAUUCGGGACAGCUUCGAGCGUGGCACUAUGAUCUAA